Messenger RNA from Conger conger (European conger), 5848 nucleotides. RefSeq names its product tripartite motif-containing protein 67. The record is from RefSeq and is a predicted model, not a curated record. The transcript has 11 exons. NCBI's taxonomy places the organism in Eukaryota, Metazoa, Chordata, Actinopteri, Anguilliformes, Congridae. Gene Ontology annotation, molecular function: zinc ion binding; protein binding. Bases 34 to 2169 code for a protein of 711 amino acids.
UCGGGGCUCUUGCGUUGUGAGUGUGUGCAUUUUAUGGACAAGAUGGAUGAAGAAUUAAAAUGCCCAGUUUGCGGUUCUUUAUUCAAGGAUCCCAUCAUUCUACCUUGCUCUCACAAUGUUUGCUUGGCUUGCGCCAGAAACAUCAUUGUACAGACCCCGGAGGGUGAAACACCUCCGCAUAGCCGUGCCUCCGGGAACUCGGAUUACGAUUAUCUUGAUAUGGACAAAAUGAGCAUGUAUAGCGAAACGGACAGCGGCUAUGGGUCAUACACGCCGUGCCUGAAGUCUCCAAACGGGGUAAGGGUGUUUCCUCCGGCUAUGUUGCACCGUCAUUGCUCCAUCACCUGCCCCCUUUGUCAUCGCAGCGUCUCUCUAGAUGAGCGGGGGCUAAGGGGCUUCCCACGUAACCGACUGCUGGAGGCAAUCGUCUCACGCUAUCAGCAGAGCCGUUCUGUGGCGGUGAAAUGCCAGUUGUGUGACCGCAACCCGGUUGAAGCCACCGUGAUGUGCGAACAGUGCGACGUCUUCUACUGUACACCCUGUCAGCAGCGAUGCCACCCUUCUCGUGGACCGCUGGCCAAGCAUCGAUUGGUACCUCCGACGCAAGUGGCAGGCGCUAGCCAGCAGCAGCCGGCGGCGUCCGCUCGCAAGCUGGCAACAUGUGCAGACCACGACGUGGAGAACUAUAGCAUGUACUGCAUCAACUGCAAAAUUCCAGUCUGUUUCCAGUGCCUGGAGGAGGGCAAACACGGAAAACACGAUGUCAAACCCCUGGGUGCCAUGUGGAAACAGCACAAGUGUCAGCUCUCCCAAGCUCUGAGUGGAGUGUCAGACAAAGCCAAGGAUGCCAAAGAGUUUCUGGUUCAGCUGAAGAACAUGCUUCAGCAGAUACAGGAGAACGGAGUGGAGUUCGAGGCGUGCCUGGUGGCUCAGUGUGACGCGCUCAUCGAUGCGCUCACGCGACAGAAAGCCAAGCUCCUCACCAAGGUCACCAAGGAGCGCGAGUACAAGCUGAAGGUGGUACGCGACCAGAUCACUCACUGCACCAUGAAGCUGCGUCAGACCACGGGAAUGAUGGAGUACUGCCUGGAGGUGAUCAAAGAGAACGACCCCAGUGGCUUCCUGCAGAUCUCAGACGCCUUGAUCAAGAGGGUGCAAUCAUCCCAGGACCAGUGGGUGAAGGGGGCCCUGGAGCCCAAGGUCGGCCCAGAAUUUGACCUGAGUGUGAACACUGACCCUCUGCUGCAGGCCAUUCACCAGCUAGACUUCAUCCAGGCUAAAGAUUUUCAGGAGACUCCAUUAUUGAAACAAAAGCAUGCAGGUGGACUGAAAGUGGCGGAAAGCACAGGAGUGGAGGCCCUGAAUGUGCCACCCGCGCCCCUGCUGCAGCUGGAGAAAUGCUGCACCCGAAACAACAGCGCCACCCUGGCUUGGAGGGUAACUGCAGGUCCCUCCGUCCCAAUCGAAGCCUAUGUGCUGGAGCUGGACGAUGGCAAUGGCGGCCAGUACAGGGAGGUGUACGUUGGAAAGGAGACCGUGUGCACAGUGGACGGGCUCCAUUUCAACAGCUCCUACAACGCACGUGUGAAAGCUUACAACUCCACAGGAGUGGGGCCCUACAGCAAGACCGUCAUCCUGAAGACCUCCGACGUGGCGUGGUUCACCUUUGACGCCACCUCCGCUCACAGGGACAUAGUGCUGACCAACGACAACCAGACGGUCAGCUGCAACAGCUAUGACGACCGCGUGGUGCUGGGAACAGCCGCCUUCUCCAAAGGCGUGCACUACUGGGAGCUGUGCGUGGACCGCUACGACAACCACCCCGACCCCGCCUUUGGCGUGGCUCGCAUCAACACCAUGAAGGACAUGAUGCUGGGGAAAGACGACAAGGCCUGGGCCAUGUACGUGGACAACAACCGCAGCUGGUUCAUGCACAACAACUCCCACACCAGCAGGGCGGAGGGUGGCAUCGCUAAGGGCUCGACCGUGGGCAUCCUGCUGGACCUGAACAAGCACACGCUCACCUUCUUCAUCAACAAGGAGCAGCACGGGCCCGUGGCCUUCGAGAACAUGGAGGGCGUCUUCAUGCCCGCCGUCAGCCUCAACAGGAAUGUCCAGGUCACGCUGUCGACAGGCCUGGAUGUGCCAAAGAAUAUGCAGCAGCCAUAACUGCUUAAGGGGACCUUGGAUAAAACAGUCAAUUUCAAACUGGCGCUUCGCAAGCCCCAAUCAGAUCUGUACCGUGUUCAACGUCUGCUAACAACACCGUGGUGGGAGGUUUAAGACUCAUACAUCGCUAUAUACUAUGUUCAUUGGUGUUUUUUUAGACCUCAAUGGUAAAACAGCCAAUUACAUCUCAGUCAAUCAAACGAUCAAUAAUUCAAUGAUAUGUGAUUACAAAUCACAACAUAGUCCUUUCAUAUUUUUAAAACUGCUCUCUUGCUCCUGACACCCCUGAUCCCAAGUCAUCACCCUGCUAUCUGAUUGACAGUUAUCACACCUAAGGGAGUGUUCAUUGGCUGAUCAGUGCACUGGGAUCAGCAGGGAAUGAGGAAGCAGUCUGGGACUCAGUCUACAUCCGAAAAUAGCAACUACAGACUAGAAGUGCCCUAUAAUUCUAACGAUCAACUUAUCUCAGGUUCAUAAAAUAUAAAAUAAUUGUGUUGUCUGCAUUGUUUAUAUGUUAUCAAAAGCGUCUGGGAAACAAAGGUGGCAAACAAACACAAGACUUUCUCAGAUGCUACCUGUUACAGCACUUGGUAGAGCACAUAUGUAAAUAUUCAAUAAUCAAAAGGAGAAAUACAGUAACACUACUUAAGAGAGAGAGGGAAGGAGUGAAGAGAGAAGCAGAAGUAAGGUUGCUCUGAGUGUCAUGUCUGCUUGGGUUUCACAAUCUAUGCCUGUGAUCUCUAAGCAAGGAAUGCGAUGUACUACAGAGCUCAAGAUGGACUCUCUGCUAGGAAGUAAAUACAGCAUAUAAAAAACUCACAAGGGAUAUUAGACCCUCAGAGUACACAUUUGUAUUAUAGUUUAUAUUAUGUGGUUAAUCAAUGGGCAUGCAAACAACUAAAGCAAGAAUGUCCUGCCCUCUUUAUGAAACCAGAUGCAAGUGAUUUAGAUAAAAUCCCAAGAAUUCCCAGCUCUGCAAAUCAAAAUCAAUACGAAAUAUAUUUUUUCCUUGUGCACUUGUCCCACAUGUUAGGCUUGUUUUCAUAAGGAGGCAAGCAAAUAUGUUAUGCCCUCUUGAAGGUCAAUGAUGUUUAAAUGAAAAGCCAUUGCAAAACCCGUUAUUCAGAUCAUUGAUUGAUGAAAUUCUGUAAGGUCAUGUUUGCAUGUUACACUGCUGUAUAUAUCGCCAUGAGACUGAGUGAAGAUUCUUUGUCCUGAGCAUGAAUUUUAAGUGGACUAAUUAAAUCGGAGACCUCAUUCUGUAAAUAAUACGCAAAUGCUCCCAUUUAAACGUUUAGAUUGUGAUUUAUAUUACACACCUAUGGUGGACGUUUAGCUGUAGUUCAGUCCUAGACCUUGGCAUUAAAAACAGGGGACUUAAACAAACAAAAAAAAACUUGAUGUGAACAAGUCUGUAUAGUGUUCUCAGGCGAUUGUUCAUUUAAAUACCUCCAAACAGCAGAGACCAGAACUUAAAAUUACCGAGUUUACAUUUGAAAAUUUAAAGCUGUGGCAGAGACACGUACAGUACACACACACACACACAUACACACACAAACUGAACCAUAAGACAUGCUGUUCCUUCAGUUUAAGACAGUCAAUGACGUUUACAAGAUAUUCCAAUCACAGAAGAGCUGAGAAUCAAACUAGCACAACAUUGGGUAGAAUGCAAUUCUGCCUAUGCCAAACAGGCAUGUAAAUAUACACCAAUCAUGGAUAGGCAAUUGUGUUGUCCUGGACCAACCAGACUGGCUCAAGCCAUAAAGACAUUCUGCUCAUCAGUUAUGGGAAAAGUACAUGCAAGGAAUUCUACUCUAGAUGUCCCAAUUUGCCUAAACCCAUAUGCACAGAUUGCAUAUUCCUUUAUAUAUUAUGUACAGAUUCUCUGUAAAGCUAUGUGGUCACUGAUCACAUAUGCAUACUGUGCCUCUACUCAUGGAUGUCUGCCAUUUUGAUUACUCGAGUUUCACUGGAUGAGUGGAUUGAUUACUCAUUGGCAGUAUGAGAGAGACUCGAUGCAGUACUAGACCUGGUCUUUACAGAGGUACUGCCCCACUGUGAUUCACUGAUAUUUUAUGUAUCUUUUCAAGGAUAAAAAAAGUACAGCGCAAGACAUUGAAACAAGGGUUAGUGGGAACCGUAAUGUUUCCACAAUUUAAGGAUUGACACUUUCAGGAUUUCAGUCCCUUUAAAAUAUUGUUUCCGAAAUGUUAGGAUUUUCAUUUUUAAUUCACCAGGCAUCUCCCAAAAUUAUUUUUCAGUUUAAAAAAAAGAAAAAAAGAAGUAAUCCACAUUGUGAUGAGUGGGAGUGUACAUUUCUGAAAGUUAUGCAUGCUGUGCGUUAAAAAAUCUGUCCUUAAUCCACAUUGGGAAUAUUAUUGUUUGGAUUAAGCAUACCAAAGUUGCUUCUUGCAUCGGAAGAAUGGACUUGUUACAUUUCUGGUGAAUAAUUCAAGUUCUCCCUAUGGUAAAAUGCUAAAACAUUUUUUUUAACCUGUACGUAGUUAACAUUAAACCCUUGCUUUCACCCCCUAGACAUGUAAUUUAAUCUUUUGCAAGGAUAUAUCCUACUCUUUUUAAAUGAAUGAGCUAUUCAGGAAAUUUACAUCAAACGAUUCCAAUGCUGUUUGUUUCUUUGAUCAGGGCAACUGUAUCGUACAUUAAAAGAUAAAGAUGUACAAUAAAGUAGAACAGAUUAACUCUUCUUCUGAUUGAUCAGUUGUGUAGAACAAACUGUUGUGUAGAAUUCUAAGAAUUAAAGAUGAAGAAGGGGAAAAGUCAUUUGACAUGGAGGUCUUAAGGCAGCAAAGCUGCAUACAGUAUUUAUAGUGCAACAGAGCAUUACCCAGAGAGCACUGGGGUUGCAAUGAGCACUCCACUUCCUGUCGAGGAAGAAAUGUUUAUCAGUCUGGUAUGGCACCUGCAGCAGGGCCCAUACACAGGCUCAGAGAAAACCCAAAACUCACAGCGACCUUAGUAGUGAUGCAAAUAGAAGCUUUCCUUCUCCUCUAAAUGUCAUGUAGUGGUGUGUUUGGCAUGCAUUUUAUUUCCACACGGUAGCUUGCUUUUGAAUGUGAACAUCCGACUAAAAAACGGUGCUAGAAACAGCCAGUGUUGUGCGAUUAAAAUCUUUAUCAUUUGAAUCGAGAGGAUCCUCCUCCAUAGCAGACUUUAUACAUAUGUAUUUAUUUCAUGUUAUUUAUUUUUAUAUGUAUAUUUAGUUUUUAGAAAUGUACAUGUUGCAGCAGUGACACCAUCAAGAGUUAGUUUAUCUACCCUUGCUGUUGAGACACUGCAGAAUCGGUGAGAGGGUUUUCAAUGCGAGAAUCUACAGAGAAGCACACUGAUAAGACCCUGGGGCCCAUCGUGUCCUCUUUCUGCAACAGUUUACCAGAGAACUAGGCCUCGUACAUACCACCAGGCACCCAGGAAUGCCAGACAGUCCCACCGGACACCAUAGCAUUGGUGUCCUCUAUGUGUUCACAAAAGCUGUACUUUUUUUCUAGAAUUCUGUGUAUUUAUUUAGUUAUAAUUUCUCCUGAAAUGUAAACGUUUUGUAUUCUCCAGUGGUUUGUAUAUGAAAUGCAUUGUAAUGGCAUUGUUUUCAUACUAUAUAGUGUAAAAGAAAAGCAAUGUCUUUUUUCGUUUUGAAAAUGAAUAAAUUGUGAUGGCAUAUAAA